This is a messenger RNA of Acanthoscelides obtectus, 1008 nucleotides long. The record is from the annotation of a GenBank genome assembly. Lineage: Eukaryota; Metazoa; Arthropoda; Insecta; Coleoptera; Chrysomelidae.
AAACUUAAUAGUUGGAAGCAGUUAUUUUUGAGAACAACAAUGAUUAGUUCUAACGAGAGUGAUGAUAGUGCCGAAGGUUUGCAUGGGAGUAGAAAGCGAAAAAGGAAUCCGAAAGUUUGGAAAGACAAUAAAAGAAAAACUGCUGCUCUUAAAGGUGAAGCCUAUGUUUCUACAUCCGGAAAAAGGGUUGCACCAAAAUCAUCUGGGUCUCCAUGUGGGUGCAAGGAGAAGUGCACAGAGAAGUUUCCCGAUGAAGAAAAAACCAUCUUAAUUUCCAAACUAUACGACGACGUAGAGGUCUGCACAUUCCUCAAAAACUACAUAGAGACUCACAUUCCUGGAAACGUGACAGAGCUGCAUAUAUUUUCUGACGGCUGUCCUGGUCAAAAUCGGAAUAACACAAUAGUGAGAUUUUUCCUAGCUCUACAAGCAACCAAACGGUUCAAAAAAAUUUAUCAUUAUUUUCCUGUACGGGGGCACUCGUUCUUGCCCUGCGAUAGAGACUUUGGAACUUUGAAAAAACUUGUACGAAGAAGCGACCGAGUGUAUUUACCAGAAGAAUAUCAAGAGAUGAUAGUAUCGUGCAGGAAGAACAACCCGUUUACUUUUAAAGAGAUUACCUACAAAGAUAUCAUUGACUUUAAAAAUUGGUGGCCUUCUAGCUACAAAAAAACUGCGUCUUCGAUCCCUAAACCUGGUGAUACCACGCAGGCAUUCACUGUUUCAAAGUAUAGGCGGUUUGUUUAUGAUAGUUCUUCUCCAGGAUAUGUUACUACCUAUGAAUAUAUAGAUGGUUUUAUUUCUUAUACUUUUAAGCUCCUCAAACAGAACAAACCAAGUCCUCCUUUGCCAGAGAUACGCGCAUAUCAAGAGCCGGUUUCCAUCAACCAUAAGAAGAUCACCGAUAUAAAAAAAGUCAUGAAGUACAUUAUCGGUGAAACAUUAGAAUUUUACUACCAUGUAACUUCCUGGAAGCAAAGCUACGCAAACGGAGAUCCCGUUGACUAA